Messenger RNA from Carassius auratus (goldfish), 984 nucleotides. Its product is annotated as apolipoprotein A-I. Lineage: Eukaryota; Metazoa; Chordata; Actinopteri; Cypriniformes; Cyprinidae. The coding region runs from base 109 to 576 and encodes 155 amino acids. The record is from RefSeq and is a predicted model, not a curated record. The transcript has 4 exons.
AUUUCUCUGUGGUAAAUAAAUUGAGAUAUGCAGCCGCUACCUCCACAAUACAACUUCAGACUGGACAGGUGAAUUUAAACACACUGAAAGGCCAAAAUAACAAAAAUAAUGAAGAUACUCCCAGUCAUUGCAUUGGUUGUGUGUACAGGUUGCCAAGCAAACCUAUUCUAUUCAGAUGAGCCUAAGCCAGCGCUGGAGCAGUUGACUGAUGCAUUCAGGAGCUAUUUUGAACGAGCCAAGAAUAGGACUUCACAACUGGGGCAAGAAAUCAACCAGUACACCACAAACCUAAAGGAGAAGAUGAAUCCUCUGCCUAAAGAUCUGAUGACCAAAAUCACCGAAGGUGCUGACAUGCUGAAAGAGCGUAUAGAAGUGGAAGUGAGCACUGUGAGAUGUGCACUGAAGCCCUACCUUGAAUAUGUCACCAGUCCACUUGAGAAGGGCGCGGAAUACAUAAGAGAAUCCCUGGACUUUGAGGACCUGAAGGCCACUGUGCUCCAGAAGAGUGAGGAGCUGAGAGAGAGCCUGGAGCAGGGCAUGAAGGAGCUACAGGAUAAACUGGACCCCUCUACCUGAGAGAAACGCUGGAUCACUAAACUAGUCAACCAACCCAAACAAGACCACCCGAAAUGACAACCUGAUAUUCUAAUAAUUUUUCUAUGAAAUAACCUUUUGAUUCCAAAAUCAAAGAUCAUACAACACAAAUCACCCAAACAGGCCAAAAUGUACAGAUUUCUGUCAAUUAGAGCCAGAAGGUAAAUAUAUGUGUAAAACAUCGAAAUAUUUUAAUAUAGCCUUUGUAUUUAUUUUGUAAUCAUCUGCAUCAUUAGUUUCAUUGAAUAUCCUUUCAUGUUAUAUUCACAGAGAUGAAGAGCUAUUCAUUUUCUUCACGCAACUAUGAAACACUUUUGUUUUAACACAAUGUCUUUUUUAAACUGUUAUAUAAUCAUAUUUGCAAGCCCAAAUAAAUUUUAUAAAAACCAA